CCGCCCACCUGUGUCGCUAGCCAAUCAUCACUUCCGUCUUGCCCGAGUAAGCGGGAAACCGGCUUUUCACGGUGUAGACUGCAAAUAAUUCCCGUAUUGAAUUUAUGUCCUCGGUGUUUUAUGAAAUGCCCGACUUAUUAUGUGAUUUUAAACGACUGCUGCCAAAACCAGAGCUGUGACACAGCUCAGAACUCUCUUCCUGGCCUUUAAGCUAACACCUUACGCUAGCUGGAUCAUCACGUUAGCAAACGGGACGUAGACGAUCAUGAGCUAGACAUCACAGAGGAUUUUGUAGCUGAAUAGAAACAGACAAAGGAUUGCCACUGUUAGACACAGACAUCGAAGACCAUCGGAAAUGAGUCGAUUCAAUUUAGACCGUUUUCGUUUCGAGAAGAAGAUAACCAACAAAGAUCCACGUUGCGUGUCCAAAAGUCCGGAUUCUGAAAAGGAGAACGAGCCAGCUCAAAUGAAGUCCUUUAAGGCCACGCCAAAGUCCCACACACGAGGAGUGGUUUUUGAAGAAGUCAUUUCCAUAGAUUUGGAGGAAGAUGAUUUCCUGGCUGAGACAAACACAAAAAAGGCAUUAACCACGAAGAACAAGAGCCCUUUUUGGAAGCCACCCAAAGAUGAAGGAUCACAACAUGUAGAUGAUGAGGACGAGGAGAUGGAUGAGAAGAUAAACACGCUGCUGGAAAUGUUUCCUCAGCUGUCGAGAACUGAUGUGCUAGAGGUCACCGGAAGUACGAGCACAUUGGAAGGCGCAAUAGCUGUCUGCCUUUUAAAAUUUGGUGACAAAGAAGCUCCAAGUGAAGGCAGGAAGAGAAAGCAGGAAGAAUCUAGCUGUUCUCAGGACAGUAUUGAUAUUCAACCGAGUAAGAAAAGGAAAUCAUCUGUGGUCACUGAUGAAGAAGAGGGCGAGGGAAAAGAACCAAGCUGGGAGAAGCAGGAGGCCAUGGUGAGAAGACUCCAGAAAAGGUUUCCUGACCAGGACAAAGAGGAGUUGAGGAUGGUGCUUCAGGAACACGACUGGGAUGUGGAAGAAGCUUUGCAGGUUCUCCAGAUGUUCUCAGAAUCAGAUUAUAGUGAUACCAGCUUAGUUAUUCCAAAAAACCAGAAAUCAAAAGCCAAAGAUGUGUCAACCAGGGACUACUCAGAGGACAACACUGACACAGAUGGGAACAAUCCAGGCGAUACAGAAAACGGUAGUUCCAGCUCUGUUUAUUUAGAAGAACAAAAACCCAAAAGGAAACAAAUGUCAAUCAGAAAACGCACAGAUGCAAAUGACUACAAGUAUAAUGAUGGGGAAAGGGAAAACAACUGUGAGGAUCCUAAAGACGAUGGAGGCACUGGUGAAGCAGAUGGGAAUAGUACAGAUGGUACAAAGGACAGUGAAGACGAGUCGGAUUCAGGGGACGACAAAACCUCUAAAAUCAAAGGUGGCAUUUACACCAUGAAAUUUCUGAAGACGUCCUUGUCAACCUCUACCUCUUCCACCUUAAAGCCUUCAUCUUCCUCCUCCACCUCCGAGGUUUUAUCCAAAUUUUCUAGCGAUACGAGCAUAGCUAAGAAGCAGGCAGCUGAGAGGAAGAAGGCGGCGCAGGCCGCCGAUGAACAAGUCAGUUCUGAUGACGAAGAGGACAUAGUGACAAGCGAGUUUGAGGAUUCAGAUGACGAGCUGGAGAGUGACAAUGGCAGGAUGGACGUGAAAAAGGAGAUGCUUGCAUUUUUCCAGGAUGCAUCCAUAGAUGAGCUUUCGCUGAUUGGUGGCUGUUCUGUUAAAAAAGCCCAGAGGAUCGUGGAACUGAGACCUUUUGAUAGCUGGGAAUCCCUGUGGGAUGUCUUCCAUAAGGGAAACGGACUCUCGGAUGAUUUGCUGCAGGGCUGCAAAGUCGUUCUCAAAGAGAGGAAGGUCAUCCUUGGACUCAUGUCCAAAUGUCAGACCAUUUCUUCAAAAAUGGUUAAGUGGGUCACUGAGGUGAUGGAGAAUGGAACUGGUUCUACAGAACAGCCCAGUUUACUUAACAGCCAGUUGUAUCUCAAACCGUAUCAGCUGAUCGGUCUAAAGUGGCUGAUGCUUCUGAAUGAACACAGCCUGAGCGGCAUCCUCGCUGAUGAAAUGGGUUUGGGGAAAACCAUCCAGGCGAUAGCGUUUCUGGCCCAGCUGUACGAGAACGGAAUAGAAGGUCCUCAUCUCAUCACUGUGCCUUCAUCCACACUGGAUAACUGGGUUAGAGAGCUGAGGCUGUGGUGUCCAGCUCUCGAAGUCCUUAUUUAUUAUGGAUCCGUGGAAGAGCGCCGCUACCUCAAACACGACAUCCUCAACGGGGAAGUUCACUUCAAUGUCAUUGUGACCACGUAUAACUUGGCCAUAGGAAACGACAGCGAUCGAGGCCUUUUUCGUAGGCUGAAUAUCAAGUAUGCUAUCUUUGAUGAAGGCCACAUGUUAAAGAACAUGAACACUCUGCGCUACCGCCACCUCAUGUCCAUUAAUGCAGAGCAUCGUCUGCUGCUCACAGGAACUCCUUUACAAAACAACCUGUUAGAGCUGAUGUCUCUUUUGAACUUCAUCAUGCCCAGCAUGUUCUCCAGCUCCACAAUGCAGCUCUCCAAGAUGUUUUCUAUGAAAUCUCACGAGGAACAAAGCCGAUUUGAGAGGGAUCGAAUUACUCAGGCCAAACUUAUCAUGAAACCCUUUAUCCUGCGCCGGGUCAAAAAUGAGGUUCUCAAGCAGCUGCCGGCCAAAGAAGAGAAGAUAGAGUUCUGCUCCAUGAGUGAGAAACAGCAGGCUCUCUACGAGGCCCUCUUAACAAAACUAAAGAGUACUAGUAGUGGAGAGAAGCGUGAGCUGUGUAAUGUAAUGAUGCAGCUGAGGAAGAUGGCCAACCAUCCUCUUCUUCACAGACAGUACUACACCACAGAAAAGCUUCAGGCCAUGAGCCAGCUUAUGCUCAAGGAGCCAACCCACUACGACGCCAGUGCUGCUCUGAUUCAGGAAGACAUGGAAGUGAUGUCCGAUUUUGAGCUCCAUCGUCUGUGUCAGCAAUACUCCUCCAUCAGCUCCUUCCAGCUUGACACCAGUCUUCUACUUGACUCUGGGAAAUUCCUCCACCUAAAAGAGCUGCUGGCCUCUCUAAAAAGCAAGGGAGACAGAGUGGUGUUAUUCAGUCAGUUUACCAUGAUGCUAGACAUUGUGGAAGUGCUCCUGAAACAUCUUCAGCAUCGUUAUGUCAGACUGGAUGGAUCCACUCCCAUUGCUGACAGGAUUGUUUUGAUUGAUGAGUACAACACAGACCCUGACAUAUUCGUGUUCCUGUUAUCAACACGUGCCGGAGGGCUUGGCAUCAACCUCACCUCUGCUAAUGUUGUCAUCCUGCAUGAUAUCGACUGCAAUCCCUACAACGACAAACAGGCAGAGGACAGAUGUCACCGCGUGGGCCAGACCAGGACGGUACAGGUGAUAAAGCUGAUCAGUAAGGACAGCAUAGAGGACUGCAUCCUGCAGCUCGGUCACAAAAAGCUAAAGCUAGAACAAGACAUGACUACUGCUGACCAAGAUGGUGGAGGGACCAUACUUGAAGAUAUGGCAUCGUUGCUCAAAGCCUCUCUGGGACUGUGAGAUAUAAACACAUCCAGCUUGAAACUCAACUGAACUGGAGCUCUUGUGAUUGUAGGCAGGCUGCUGAAAACAAUAUGCUGCCAUGAAAGCAGCUCUGCAGCAUGGCAGCUGUGCCUAAAACACAGCUUUUACCUGCUCGGUUUUCAUUCUCCACGUAUUAACUGCCUUUUGAUUAUCAACACUGUACAUGUUUGGCCAGGUUAACAA
Molecule: messenger RNA, 3823 nt
Organism: Girardinichthys multiradiatus
Lineage: Eukaryota; Metazoa; Chordata; Actinopteri; Cyprinodontiformes; Goodeidae
Gene: smarcad1a
Product: SWI/SNF-related, matrix-associated actin-dependent regulator of chromatin, subfamily a, containing DEAD/H box 1 a
Exons: 24
Coding region: 356-3616 (1086 amino acids)
Cellular component (GO): nucleus
Molecular function (GO): ubiquitin binding; DNA binding; ATP binding
Source: RefSeq, a predicted model, not a curated record